Molecule: messenger RNA, 376 nt
Organism: Theobroma umbraticum
Lineage: Eukaryota; Viridiplantae; Streptophyta; Magnoliopsida; Malvales; Malvaceae
Source: RefSeq, a predicted model, not a curated record
UUUCUUAUUCAUGUGGAGUGUUUAAUUACGUGGGCAUGCAGGGAAAGACUUCAGCAAAAUACAUGAAGAGGAGAUUUAAGAAGUUGAAAGAAGAGAUUAAAGAGAUCAGCAGACAACAGCAAAGCAUCAGGGAAGGCCAAAGGCAAGUUGCAGCAAAAUUCAAGGCAAUCGAAGAAGAAUGUGAGCAGCUGAGGCAAGAGACUAACCGGAUUAUUCGACAAAGUGCCAACACUCAAAUCCGCCUCAGCCUGAUGUUCAAUAUCCUCAAGGCACGAGAACAAGGCGAUUUCUCCAAGGCUGCUAACUUAACUCAACUGCUUCGUGAAAUAGUAACCAGAGAUAAUGUAUCACUGUCCGCAGAUUCGUGAUUAGUCCA